AGGCUGCCGCUGCUCCUCAGCUGAUGUGAUGUCAAGCCUGUGAACCCCUCCGCUCCAAACACUCACCCAUCGCCUCGCAUCGUGACAAGACACAGCACAGAAAACCUCUCUUUAACGCAUUUGACGCACAAAAGACGAUGUUAGACAAGGACGUUCCGGAGCACGGGCCACGGGAGCUCACCCAAAACCCGCUACGGAAGAUAUGGAUGCCGCGGUGCAGUAAUGGAUUGCCCCAACGACCCAUUACGCAGAGACGGGUGUGUAUGACAAACUGCCCCACGCUCAUCGUAACAGUUGGACUCCCAGCUCGGGGUAAAACCUACAUCUCCAAGAAGCUGACGAGAUAUUUAAAUUGGAUCGGAGUGCCAACGAAAGUUUUUAAUGUGGGUCAGUACAGAAGAGAAUGUGUUAAGAUCUACAAAUCAUUUGAAUUCUUCCGUCCAGACAAUGAAGAAGGCCUUAAAAUCAGACAACAAUGCGCCACAUCAGCUCUGAACGAUGUCCGACAGUACCUGAGCGUGGAGGGAGGACAAGUCGCAGUGUUCGAUGCCACGAAUACAACAAGAGAAAGGAGAGCAACGAUAAUGAAGUUUGCAGAACAGAAUGGGUUCAAGGUAUUUUUUGUGGAGUCUGUGUGUGAAGACCCAGAUGUCAUUGCAGAAAACAUAGUGCAAGUGAAGUUGGACAGCCCUGACUACAUCCACACAAACUCAGAGGAGGCCAUAGAGGAUUUCAUGAAGAGGAUCAAAUGUUACGAAUCGUCCUAUCAGCCACUGGACGAGACUCUAGACAAGUGAGUGCAUGUGCAUACUAUACAAUACAACACAAUACAACACAUAAUGAUAUGAAAGUAAAUAAAUUAAAGGGAGAAAUUUAACUCACAACCUGAAUCUAAAUUUAUCAAUGCAGGUUUUGAAAGAUUUUUUGAAAGAAAGCUCAUUAGACUGUUGCAUGAUCAUUGAGUCUUAGUUCUGUGUGUGUGAGAUUAGUGCUGGUCAGACUGAG
Boleophthalmus pectinirostris (great blue-spotted mudskipper) is the source of this 1005-nucleotide messenger RNA. RefSeq names its product 6-phosphofructo-2-kinase/fructose-2,6-bisphosphatase 4-like. Gene Ontology annotation, cellular component: cytosol. The record is from RefSeq and is a predicted model, not a curated record. Gene Ontology annotation, biological process: fructose 2,6-bisphosphate metabolic process; fructose metabolic process. Gene Ontology annotation, molecular function: fructose-2,6-bisphosphate 2-phosphatase activity; ATP binding; 6-phosphofructo-2-kinase activity. The transcript has 7 exons. Lineage: Eukaryota; Metazoa; Chordata; Actinopteri; Gobiiformes; Gobiidae. The coding region runs from base 138 to 797 and encodes 219 amino acids.